Telopea speciosissima is the source of this 1501-nucleotide messenger RNA. Its product is annotated as probable beta-1,3-galactosyltransferase 8. The transcript has 9 exons. Bases 97 to 1389 code for a protein of 430 amino acids. The record is from RefSeq and is a predicted model, not a curated record. Gene Ontology annotation, molecular function: hexosyltransferase activity. NCBI's taxonomy places the organism in Eukaryota, Viridiplantae, Streptophyta, Magnoliopsida, Proteales, Proteaceae. Gene Ontology annotation, cellular component: Golgi membrane.
CUCCAUCUUCACCAUUAAUAUUCAUCAAGACUCUCAUUGGUGUAUUCUUAUGAUAUUCAUCUGUAAGUCAGUGCUGCUGCUGCUCCUUCCUGUUAGAUGAAGCUGGAGAAGAAGAUAGUGUUUGGACUCCGGAGAUCUAUUGGAACAGUGUGUUUGUUGCCGAAAACUGAUACAGAGACAAAGAAAAUGAGAGGAAAACCAAUUUCAGGGAAAGCCAUAUUGGCUCUUUGCAUUGUGAGCUUCCUUGCAGGAUCAUUCUUUGCAAAACGGAAGUGGAAUCAUGUGGCGGAAAAUAAAGAUUUUCGCCUUCCGGUAAUCCAAAAUCGCGUCAAGAAGCUUGGCCAGGCUUUGAGGAGUGACUGUGAUCACAAGUCUAGAAUGGCUGAAGCAUAUCCCGGAGAUAUUAUGGAAGAAGUCACAAAGACCCAUCAAGCCAUUCAAGAACUUGAUAAAACAAUUUCAACAUUAGAGAUGGAAUUAGCAGUGGCUCGUACAAGUGAAACAAGUAUCGUGGGUACAAAAGAAAGAGCCCCAAAAACCCUAAAGAAAGCAUUUGUUGUUAUUGGAAUUAACACUGCAUUCAGCAGCAAGAAAAGGAGAGACUCCCUUCGGGAAACAUGGAUGCCUAGAGGAGCUAAACUUAAGCAAUUAGAAGAAGAAAAGGGGAUAGUUAUUAGAUUUGUAAUUGGACAUAGUGCCACACCGGGUGGUGUCCUCGACCGAUCCAUCGAUGCAGAAGAUGCAGAACACAAGGAUUUCCUCCGACUCAAGCACAUUGAAGGUUACCAUGAACUCUCCACAAAGACAAGGUUGUACUUCUCUAUGGCCGUAACUAUGUGGGAUGCCGAUUUCUAUGUUAAAGUAGACGAUGAUAUCCAUCUCAAUUUGGGUAUGCUUGCAACUACGCUAUCAAGAUACCGGUCGAUACCAAGAAUUUAUAUUGGCUGCAUGAAGUCUGGUCCGGUUCUAUCAGAAAAGAGUGCGAAAUAUCAUGAGCCAGAAUUUUGGAAAUUUGGAGAGGAAGGGAACAAAUACUUCAGGCAUGCCACUGGUCAAAUUUAUGCCAUUUCUAAAGAUCUUGCUGCUUAUAUCUCUAUCAAUGCGCCUAUAUUGCAUAGAUACGCCAACGAGGAUGUCUCCCUAGGAUCAUGGCUCAUUGGUUUGGAGGUUGAACACGUUGAUGACCGUUCGAUGUGCUGUGGGACCCCUCCAGAUUGCGAAUGGAAAGCUCAAACGGGAAACGUGUGUGUGGCAUCAUUUGAUUGGUCAUGCAGUGGAAUAUGCAAAUCUGUGGAGCGUAUGAAAGACGUACACAACACAUGUGGAGAAGGAGAUGGAGCUGUUUGGAACGUUGAUCUUUUGACGAAGAGCUCAAAGAAGACCGUAUGAUGAAAGAACUUUUUUUUUUUUUUUUUUUUCAAUUUUUAUUACAAGAUGAAGAAACUACUUUUAUGCAAGAUAGAAGUUUGUCUAUCUCUUGAAUGUACUUAGAUCUUCAAAA